AUGGCCGCUACCAAGGAAAUCACGACGCGGUCGCAGACCUCUGCCGUCACCAUUGACCCUGAGCAGACCCUCAAGGCCUCCAAGGCUCUCCUCGCCCACAUUCAAAAGUCAGCGACCGAGUCGGCGCAAAACUCGGACAAGAAGAAGCUCCUCGAGGACGAGGACGAUGUCGCCGCCCAGACGCCCAUCUGGCUGACGCUGACGACGAAGCGUCACAUUGCCGACACGAACAAGCUCAAGCCCGGCCGCGUUCCCGUGCCGCACAGCUUCCACGCCGAGGACUCGACCAUCUGCCUCAUCGUCGCCUCGCCCCAGCGCGCCUACAAGGACGCCGUCGACGACGAGGCCUUCCCUGCGGCCCUGCGCAAGCGCAUCACCCGCGUCAUCGACAUCAACCAUCUGCAGAAGAAGUUCUCCCAGUACGAGGCGCAACGGAAGCUCUACGCCGAGCACGACAUUUUCCUCGGCGACGAGCGCAUCGUCACGAGGCUGCCCAAGGACGUCGUCGCCGACGCGGCUGAGGCCGAGAAGCAGGCCGCCCUCGAGGCGCAGAAGGCCAACGUUGGCAAGAAACGCAAGUCGGCCCUCGCGGCCGGCGACGACGGCAAGGCGGCUGGCGGCAAGAAGUCCAAGAAGGAGACGGCCGAGGCGGUGCCCGAGGCGGACGACGGCAAGCUCGACGCGCAGAUUGCGGAGCGCAAGGAGAAGCUGAAGAAGCAGAAGGCCAAGGCCAAGGCGGCGCUCGAGAACUAA
Molecule: messenger RNA, 753 nt
Organism: Verticillium alfalfae VaMs.102
Lineage: Eukaryota; Fungi; Ascomycota; Sordariomycetes; Glomerellales; Plectosphaerellaceae
Exons: 3
Coding region: 1-753 (250 amino acids)
Source: RefSeq, a predicted model, not a curated record